GGAGGCGGUGCGCUGACCCUCAAAAGCGCAGCCAAGCCCGCCCACGGCAUUUGCUCCGCAGAAGCCAAAAUGAGCGCGUUCGUGUUAGAACCUGAGGCAAAUGCUCAGAUGCCUGCAGAGGCCAGGCCCGACGAGAGUACCGUGCAGGUGCUGCGCGACAUAGCCAACCGCCUGCGCAUCCACGCCAUCAGGACCACGUGCCCCGUGAGCUCUGUCUCCCCCACAUCAUGCAGCAGUACUGCCGAGAUCAUGUCUGUGCUGUUCUUUUACCUCAUGAGAUACAAACAAUCAGACCUAGAGAAUCCAGACAACGACCGCUUCAUCCUCUCCAAGAGACUGUCAUUUGUUGACGUGGCCAGCGGAUGGCUAGGGCAAGGCCUGGGGAUCUCGUGCGGGAUGGCAUACACUGGCAAGUACUUCGACCAGGCCAGCUACCGAGUGUUCUGCCUCCUGGGACAUGGUGAGUCCUCAGAAGGCUCUGUGUGGGAGGCACUGGCCUUCGCAUCCCACUACAGUCUAGAUAACCUCGUGGCCAUCUUUGAUGUGAACUGCCUGAGGCAUGGUGGCAGCUUCCCCUUGGAGCACUUCGUCAAGGUCUAUCAGAAGCGUUGUGAAGCCUUUGGGUGGAACACUUACGUGGUGGAUGGUCUUGACGUGGAGGCACUGUGCCAGGUGUUCUGGCAGGCAGCUCAUGUAAAGGGCAAGCCCACCACUGUGGUGGCCAAGACCUUCAAAGGCCGAGGCAGGCCGAACGUUGAGGAUGCAGAAAGUUGGCAUGGAAAGCCAAUGCCACAAGAGCAAGUAGAUGCAAUUAUCAAAUUAAUUGAGAGCCGGAUACAGACUAACAGAAGUCUUACACCACAACCCCCCAUUGAAGACUCACCUCAACUCAGCAUCGAGGAUAUAAAAAUGACGUCUCCUCCUGCUUAUGAAGUUGGUGACAUGGUAGGCAAAAACAUGGCUGAUUGA
Molecule: messenger RNA, 969 nt
Organism: Heterocephalus glaber (naked mole-rat)
Lineage: Eukaryota; Metazoa; Chordata; Mammalia; Rodentia; Bathyergidae
Source: RefSeq, a predicted model, not a curated record